This is a messenger RNA of Lonchura striata (white-rumped munia), 517 nucleotides long. The record is from RefSeq and is a predicted model, not a curated record. Lineage: Eukaryota; Metazoa; Chordata; Aves; Passeriformes; Estrildidae.
GACCACCAGCGCUGCAAUGAGAGUUAUUAAAAGGUGGUUAGAAAGGGGAGCAGUCGGGCUGUUCUAAACUUAGAGUAACCUGAAGCAAGCCAUGAGGUAUCCCCUGGUUCCUCUGGUGAACGAGCUGACCUUCCCUCUGCUUUUCUUCUGGUUCUGCUUGCCCUUUGUCAUGCUGCUGAUCAUUGCCAUUAUCUGGCUACAGCUGCUGCUUAAUGAAGCACAGAUGCCCAGCACAGAAAAGAUUGAGAAAGAAUCUCCUGAUGAGCCUGAUUCUGACUCUGAAGAUGAAUUAACAGAGGAAGAAAACCAGAGAGAUACAUCUAGUACAGAGAUGCAAGAGGAGUCACAAUCCAGUGGAGCUGUGGGAAGACCGAGGCCCAAACCUGCUUAUCUGAGCUCAAAUCCUAAAAGCCAAAGUCGUCUUGCUGUGACCUCAAACAGCUGCUCCCAGAGGCAGAAGAUAAGAUAUUCCCGUGCUGAAAAGAGUAUUUUCUAUAACAUCCUGAUGAUGAGGUAA